AUGUCCGAUCCUCGCCCUACAGGUCCAGUGAGACGACGUUCAUCCUUUGCCUAUGAUCCUGCCCGAGACACUUUCAAAGAGCUUCCAGAUACUAUAGCUGAAGAUGCUAUUGCCGAGGAAGACCCAAUUUCGUCUGCUCGUGUGAUCUCAAGUCCAGCAAACAAAAGAACACCGGAUGAGAGUCGGAAGCGGAGACGAUCAGUUUCGCUCGAAAGAGAAACCAAAGAUGGAUCACAGGAGAAAGACAGUGGCCAGCGGGAUUCUCCAAGCGCAAAGAAACUACGAACGUCGGUUUCGCCUUCACGACAGGAGAAACAAUCACCGAAGCCUUCAACGAACGGAGCUCGUCAGGCCAAACCCAUACCAAAAACACCCGCAGACCUGCCACGAAUACCUCGAAAACCAAGAGAAGAAGGCGAGAUUUCUACUUCGCGUCCGGUUCCAGCAGCGUACAGUCGACGACCCGAGCCAGACGACCGACAUCCAAACGGCAACUUCCAUCGAAGAUCCCAGUCCCCGCGCCAUCGGUCUCCUUGGAACAUCUACCACCGCCGAUCUCCACCUCGAGAACGUCGCAGGUCACCUUCGCCGAUUCGUGACUCCCCGCCUCGUGAAAUCAUUCGUCCAGGUGGUGCCCGAGGCCGGGGUCGUAACGUCCUAGCCGAACAACAACGUCUCGCUGCUGAACGAGAGCAGAAGAACGCAGCCUUACACGCCCAACACCACCGCGGUGUCCAAGAAGUCUCCAAUCAGUUCUACAACGCACGACCCGAGUGGGUGAAAGAGCGGGGACGAGACUGGCGUCGGAAUGAAUCCCAAAUCAAAGGUCUGCGCAGCUACAACAACUGGGUCAAAUCGUGUCUCAUUCACAAAUUCAGCCCCGAGGAAAAGCAGGAGGUAGAAGAGUUGGGAUGGGGUGAGGAAGCGAAGGAACCCGAGGAACAGAAGCCUCUUCUCGUCCUUGAUAUCGGUUGUGGUAAAGGCGGUGAUUUAGGGAAAUGGCAACUCGCUCCUCAAACCGUGGGACUCUACGUUGGUCUCGACCCGGCCGAGACCAGCAUUCAGCAAGCACGUGAACGGCAUCGACAAAUGCGGGCCGGUCGCCGCCCCAUCUUUGACGCUCGUUUCGUGCCACAAGAUUGUUUUGGGGCCUGGAUCGGCGACGUGGGAAUUGUUCGAGAAGUUGGGAUCGAUCCAAAUGCCGGCGAUGGGCAGCCGAGCCGCUGGGGGGGUGGUGGAUUCGACGUGGUAGCAUCUAUGUUCACCAUGCACUAUGCAUUCGAGUCAGAAGAAAAGGCGAAGAUGAUGUUACGCAAUGUCGCCGGGAGUUUGAAGAAAGGAGGCCGAUUCAUCGGAGUCGUACCCAACAGCGAUGUCUGCGCAGAGAAGAUCCGGGCAUGGUUCGCCAGCAGGAAGGGAAAAGAUGCCGCGAAUGGCGCUUCAAUGCCUCCCUCCAACCUGGCAGACCAUGAAGAAGGUGAGGCAAACGAAGAAGAAGGCCCAUCUUGGGGCAACUCACUGUACAAAGUCCGCUUCCCAAUCGACUCUCUCCGUCCGCUACAGCCCGACGGAUCCUUUCGCCCGCCCUUCUCCUGGAAAUACACAUACUGGAUGGCCGAAGCCGUCGAUGUCCCUGAAUUCGUCGUCCCCUGGGAAGCCUUCCGUGCCAUCGCCGAGUCGUACAAUCUCGAGCAACGAUACCGCAAACCGUUCCUGGAUAUUUGGGACGCGGAGCAGGGGAAUCGAGAAUUAAUGUCUGUCGCAGUCCGCAUGGGUGUGACUAAGUACGAGGGCGGAGAUCUCAAUUUGACUCCUGAGGAGAUGGAGGCUGCUGGGUUCUAUCAUGCUUUUUGCUUCGUUAAAGUGUAG
Molecule: messenger RNA, 1869 nt
Organism: Rhinocladiella mackenziei CBS 650.93
Lineage: Eukaryota; Fungi; Ascomycota; Eurotiomycetes; Chaetothyriales; Herpotrichiellaceae
Exons: 1
Coding region: 1-1869 (622 amino acids)
Biological process (GO): 7-methylguanosine mRNA capping
Cellular component (GO): nucleus
Molecular function (GO): mRNA 5'-cap (guanine-N7-)-methyltransferase activity
Source: RefSeq, a predicted model, not a curated record